Messenger RNA from Ectocarpus sp. CCAP 1310/34, 3084 nucleotides. The record is from the annotation of a GenBank genome assembly. NCBI's taxonomy places the organism in Eukaryota, Phaeophyceae, Ectocarpales, Ectocarpaceae.
UCAUCGUAUGCACGAGAGCAGGAAGAAGACGUAAUCCACGCUCGAGCAAGGAAAGAAAGAGUGCGACACGUACCCGGAAACAAGCAUGGACGCCUCCGAGAGUGGUAGCAGGCUGUCUUGCCCGAACAAGCUUCCCCCGGAUGAGCUGGAGGGAAUCCUCACCGGGAUGCUCACGGAGAACGUGCAGAGUUCGCUGCGAGACCUGCUGCAAGUGCAAGGGAUGCUCAAUGGAUACCUUACCGAGGAACAAGCCGCGCACCUAAAUGCAAGCAGAAUUGCUCUCGAACUGGGGCCACGAAAGGCGAACAUCACGGCCGGCAUUAGCCCGCUGCUUGUGCUGGACGAGGUCAUCGGGAGGCGAUUGGCCAUGCAGCUCGACCGCAUGGGAUAUCGGGGACGGAGGCUCGUGAUCUAUGAGGCCAGCGGGGGUAGGCACGAGCUGUCAAUACGGGAGGCCAUCUCGCUCCUCCCGCUUUGCCGAGAGCUGGACAUACCGUCGACCGUGACGCUUACCGGAAUCGAGGUAGCACCGGGGACAAUGCAACCGUCGCUCUCGACGUUCCCGAUCAUCGAGCUGCACUGCUUGCCGUCGAUGGGGCAAAGGCCGCCUCCCAUCGAGGCGAUAAGUCCUACGAUCGACACUGGAAAGUACGUCCAAGUGCAGGCCUUGAGCGUCACGAAGGCAGCCGAGAUCUCUAGGAGCGCCGGUUCGGUGGUCGCUUCGGGUCACGGCGGCGUCCGGAGUCGCAAGUAUGACGGUGAGACAAAGGCCGGGCUAUUUCUCGGGCCGCGUGGAAGGAACCUCCUCCCGUUUGAGGGAUGCGAGUCGCUGACCAAGUUGUUUACAAGAAUAUCAGCAGCACGUGCUAAACUGACGCGCAUUCACUCUCUUACAGCCGAGUCGCAAAAUGUACGGUGUACUCACCCAGGUCUAACGGUCGACGUAAGCCUGCCCGGGGUCACCCUGAGGCGUGGCUGCUCCUGCAGCGAGGAAGAAGCCCGGGCGUGGGCGCGGGAUUGCCUGCUACCCUCGCCCACCAUGGAUGCCACGGACGCCGAUGCCGACGGCGUUGUCUUCCUAUGCAGAGUGGUGAACGACCGCAAUGGAAGGCGGUUCCCGGUCCUGAGCUCGACGCGCGGCGGCGAUGAAGAUGCGUGCGGUGUCUGACGCCAGGAGGAUGGUCUCAACCGCAUCGCGAGACACGUGGAAUCCGAUUGAUAGGAAAACCACCAACUUUGCGUUGAUGUUCUCAACCGCAUCGCGAAACACGUGAGAAUCCGUUCGAUCGGAAAACCAGUAAGCCAGUUAGCCGGUUUUGCGGAGCUUAAUUGCGGGUAGUAAAAGUGCCUGGUGAGGUUAUUUGUUAUUUUCGGGGAUUGUCGAAAUGCCUGAAGUAGCGGUACACCUGUCGUGUCGUGUCUUCACGUCUUGCAUAAAUGAGGAGUCCCUCCCCGCUUCAAGCCUGAAACGAAGAGCACAACAAGAAGCCAGCUUGGGACUAGCGAUGCCAACGAUAUUCGUCGGCUUGCUGUCAAUAUUGAUGUAGAUGGGGUACUUGUUGCUGCAGGACGGUGCUAAGUUCUCAGGCGGCGCCUACAGCAGUUUGGCCCUCACGCACCUUCGAAGCCGGGAAGCUGUGGGAUACCGCAGUUCUGUUAUUGUCUUCCCUGCCGUAAGCAGACCGGUGGGAUUUCCUCGAAACGUGUCCUCAAAGGGGAGAGGUGUCCUUACAACUUAUAUGCCCCCAAUUGUAAUUCAUUCUGGGGGGCACCGUUUUUCUAAUAGAGAUGGGUGUCCUGAUGUAGCGUGUGGGGUGUCCUUAUUUUUGUGUGCUUGAAGCGGGGACGAAUUUUUUUGGCAUGUUUUAGGUGCCCCUCCCGCCUACCGGCCCCGGUCCUUGUCCAUGUCCUGUGUUGUUGAGAUGUCCUUUGUUGCGAAUCAAGUUAUUUUGUCCAUUUCCUUGUACCUUUGCUCCCUACGUGUCUUGUUUCGUAUCUCUUCCCAUAGGUUGCGGAUCAUGCUACCGCUUUCUGGUUGUGCCUUGAGUAUACAUAGAUUGGUGUGCAAACCCUUGUGCAGUUAGAUCGCGCGAGUCUAUCCGGACUGGGCACGCGGUGGAAUCGUCUUUGUAGCAGAGAAGAAGUCGGCCAGAAUUUCCUCGCGCAUGACUACUCUGUGAAGGAGUUGCAUUGUCGAGACUUGAACCGGUGUCGGGCGAUUCUGCAUGGGGAGCCUUGCUCGCCCCGGGGUCUGCGACCUACGGUAGGGUCGUCCCUGGAAUCGCCACGUAAAUAUUGUAGGUUGUAUUGAUGUUCCCAGGUGGCGCUAUCAAACCCUCCAAGGUGCUUUAUGGUCGAGCUUGUUGAGUACUGUCGGUUGUGGGAAAGUGGGUAUUCUAUGUGGAUGAAUGAGUAAAUACCAGGUUGUGUUGUUUUGACGCUUCUCGUCGCGUCACAGAAGCAGCAGCCCUUAGGGCACAAGUUGAAGCCAAGUGCAGGCAAGGAAAGUCCCCUAGAGAAGGCUCAAGUUACCACUCCCGAAUAAGCAAAACGACGUGAACGUAGUGUUCGAGAAAAUGCGGCCAAGCUAGGCAAAGGGAUAAGUUAACGACAGUUGUUUUUUAAUUAUUAUCUGUACGAGGCUUACAAUACUAUCAUGCCCAACGACAUUCCUACUCGUAUCAAUGAAUGCCUCGAGCUCUUGAACGAACACGGUGCUCCUCGAGCGGGUUGUGUCGGCAGGGGGGGUUGUAUGAGUUGAAUGACGAGUUAGCUAGGUUGGCGGGGGGCAAGGGCAGGGGGGGGGGUUGUCGACUUUCGGACUGGGACAAGGGGUUGCAUUUUUUUGCUGAUCCGUUUGGCAGGCUGACGGAAGCAGGUUUUCAAUACGUACACAGUUUCCGUUGUAGUCGUGUCAAACAACGGACGGAAGAGUUGCGGCGCAGCGAUGCCUAACGGUAGGCCUGGGAACAGAGAACGGUAGGCUGAGUAUUAUAGUGCACAGAGGAUUGUCGUAGUUUCGUCUCAGAAGAGAGAGAGAGAGAGAGCUAUCUAAGAUCAACUUUAUUGCCGAGAUUGAUCUCC